GACUUACCCUUUAUAGUCUGGAUGUUGAUGACAUAAGCACCACUUCACACCACAGCCGAACACCACCGUGGCCAGUAGGACUGCAGGACAGCAGGAAGUCCGAACGAAACGCGUAGGGCUGUAACUUGGUGCCCGCUAUGUUUGAUGACUAUGUAGAACAUGCUGCGGCACCCGCUGCCGUUCCGUUACCUGAACUACAAUAUCAAGGCUUUGAACCGCUUUCUAAGGAUGUGGAAGAUGUUGUUCUAGAGGACAUGCCUGACGUAGAUCCAGCAGCAGCAGCAGCACCGAUAUUCGACCUAUGCAGAGUCCAAUAUCCUUUCCCGGCCCCUCUGAGUGCAUUCGUAGUCUGCUCAGACAUGCUUGCAAUGGCUCUUAAUACCAACGUCAUCGUUCUUAUUGAGCUGUCGCGCUCCGACCAGGUCAUCCAAAUUCCCAUACCCCGCAAACCGAACGAAAUGACCAUUCACAAAAUAUUCAUGGAUCCAUCCGGCCGCCACAUACUCGUGACAUCUCUUCAAGGAGAGAACUGGUAUCUCUACCGCGGGUGGAAAAAGCCGCGUCAGCUCAAGACGUUCCGGAUGAUCAUCGAGUGUGUAGCAUGGAACAAAGCGGCGCUGCUCUCGGCUUCGUACGCAAAGUCUACGCGUGAGAUGUUGAUCGGUGCUCAGAACGGUGUGCUCUACGAGGCACUCAUUGACGCCGAGGAAGACUUCUUCAAGUCUCCGGACCGCUACUUGCAAACGGUUCUCACUUUGCGCGAGCGCCAGGCUAUCACAGGCGUCAAAUUCGACUUCUUCCCGCCAUCCGACCCACGCAAAGUGCUUGCUGUCCUCACAACAAAUAGCCGCAUAUACCAAUUCUCGGGUCCGCCGGAUCGCAGGGCAGAAGACGGGAGUAGAGUCUUCUCUAGUCUCUUCACAGGGCAGCCGCAAGUAUUUGAACUGCCAGGGGACAAGAAAUCGGAGCUGCACUACUUCUCUUUGAAUGCCGAUCAGGCGUUGUCGCUUCCAAGGAGCAUGGCUUGGUUGACGUCUCACGGCAUAUACCACGGAACACUCAACUUCCAAUCGUCCUCGGACAACUUCAUUGACUCGGGAGACCUUUUACCGUAUCCGACGACAUUCGAUUCCUCCGGUCCUAUCGGUCCUCCACUAUCGAUAGCGUUGACAGAGUUCCACUUUGUUCUGUUAUACCACGAUCGUGUCGUUGGCAUCUGCAAUCUGGACAAGAAGGAGACCUACGAAGAAUCUCUGCCUCUGAAACCGAAUGAGCAAGUGAAAGGUCUAUGUGCAGAUCCAGUGCGCAAAACGUACUGGGUUUUCACCGAUCAGUCGUUGUUCGAAUUGGUGGUGGACAACGAGGAUCGUGAUGUGUGGAAGAUCUAUCUUCAGACUGGGAAGUUCGAUGUGGCACUACGCUACGCCAAGACUGCCAGCCAACGGGACCACGUGCUUUCUGCGCAGGCCAACGCCUUUUUCGACGAAGGGCGGUAUUUCCAAGCCGCUCAAUGUUUCGCUCAAUGCUCUGUAACUUUCGAGGAAGUCGCCCUCAAGUUCCUGGAUGCUGGGGAGCGAGAUGCUCUGCGCUCUUAUUUGAUAUCGCGCUUAGAGCGAACGCGAAAAGGAGACAUAACCCAGCGCAUGAUGCUUUCGACAUGGCUCGUCGAGUUCUAUUUGAGCAAGUGCAACGAGUUGGAUGAUAUUGUGGCCUCCGAGUCCGUAUCACACGACGUCGAAAACUUACAAGCAGAACGGACCAUAUUGGAGGACGAUUUGCGGCAAUUUCUGGAGACGUAUAAGAGCCAUUUGGAUUCUUCCGUCGUCUACGAAUUGAUCCAGGGGCAUGGUCGCACGGACAUGUAUCUGCACUACGCCAAUGUCAUUGGCGACUUCCAGCGCGUGAUCGAGCAUUGGGUCUCCGAGGAGGAGUGGUCCAAAGCGAUCGAUGUGAUCAAUCGCCAGACCGAUCUCGAAUUGUAUUAUCGAUUCGCGCCUGUGCUGAUGAGGCAUUCCCCAAAAGGGACAGUGGACUCAUGGCUGAAGCAGCCUGCGUUGGAUCCGGUUCGGCUCAUUCCGGCGCUGCUCCAGCUCCAGUAUACCCCGAGGGACCCGCUUUCACCGAACCAGGCCAUCCGAUAUCUGAACCACGUGAUAUAUGAACAGAUGAACACCCUGCCCACGAUACACAACCUCAUGAUAACGCUGUACAUCUGUCCUUCUGCAACGGCACUGAAGAAUCAAUCGGGGCCUGAUGAUGACGGGCCUCUGCUGCGCUUUCUCACGACUGCACCAUCCGACCCACUCACCGACAAGCCAUACUACGACCUUGACUAUGCGCUGCGACUGUGCAAGACAGCCGGGAGGACACAGCCUUGCGUGCAUAUCUACUCGAAAAUGGGUCUUUGGGAGAAUAGUGUCGAUCUGGCGCUUGAAAAGGGCGAUCUCGAAUUAGCCAAACUGAAUGCGGAUAAACCAGAGGAUGACGAGCCACUUCGCAAGAAACUGUGGCUCAAAAUCGCCCGUUAUGUGGUCCAGGACAAGAAGGACAUCAAAACCGCCAUGCGAUUUCUGGAAAACACGGACCUACUCAAGAUCGAAGAUGUCCUGCCCUUUUUCCCGGACUUUGUGGUCAUCGAUGACUUCAAGGAAGAGAUCACGAAUGCGCUUGAAGGAUACUCGAGCCAGAUCAUCCAGCUGAAGAGCAAAAUGGACGAGGCAACGCGCACUGCAGACUCGAUCAAGGAGGACAUCGUCGCCCUGAAGAAUCGAUUUGUCACUGUGGACGCUGGCGAACAGUGUUCUGUCUGCUCCCACCAACUGCUCACCCGGCAGUUCUACGUCUUCCCAUGUCGCCACACUUUCCAUGCCGACUGUCUGAUUGGUCUGGCGAAAGAAUAUCUGCCUCCUCAUGCUCUGCGGCGCAUACUAGCUCUGCAGAAUGAACUGGUGAAAGGUGCACCUGCGCCCCCGCAUUUAAAUGGUUCCGGCCUGCAGUCCCGCCAAGGAACGGCGCAGCGAACACUCCUCUCCGCCAACUUUGUGGUGAACCCCCUGCAAACAGGGACGCGAGCGAUCGGCCGGAACCUUCUGUCUGCAGGAGACAAGCUGCGAGACCUCAUCGUGCCUGAUGCCCUGGCCGCAGUCGUCUCUGCCCCUGCAUGGAUGCCUGGAAUGGGCGGCCGACGGAACGGGCUCGAGUCCGACGAGACCAAGAAAGUCAAGUCGGAACGUUUGAGGGCUGAGCUCGAGGAUUUGUUGGCAAGCAGUUGUCCCUUGUGCGAAAGUGUGGUCGCAGGGUUGGAUAAACCUUUCGUCAAAGAGGGCGAGGUCGAUAUCAGCUGGGCAUUAUAA
Messenger RNA from Mycena citricolor, 3353 nucleotides. Lineage: Eukaryota; Fungi; Basidiomycota; Agaricomycetes; Agaricales; Mycenaceae. The record is from the annotation of a GenBank genome assembly.